Messenger RNA from Achroia grisella, 6516 nucleotides. It is a transcript of the gene Tusp, whose product is annotated as tubby-related protein 4. Bases 67 to 4107 code for a protein of 1346 amino acids. Gene Ontology annotation, molecular function: protein binding. The transcript is spliced from 15 exons. The record is from RefSeq and is a predicted model, not a curated record. Lineage: Eukaryota; Metazoa; Arthropoda; Insecta; Lepidoptera; Pyralidae.
CGCGCGCGUGACUACAUCUUAACGAUGUAUCGAAUUUACUUUUAAGUGUUAAUAGAAACAUCGAAAAUGCAUCUACAUUUUGAGAGGAACGUGAACGCUAAAUGCGACUGCACAAUAUUGUCGCUGUCGUGGAUGGGGAAGGUGCCAGAUGAGUUGCCGGAGGAGGAGGGUUGGAAGCUGAAUCGCAACAACUAUUACCAGGAAGGAUGGCUGGCAACUGGUAAUGUGCGCGGUGUGGUUGGCGUUACGUUCACGUCUUCGCAUGCACGUCGCCCUCAUGAACUGCCGCUACGCACCAACUACAACCUGCGUGGACAUAGAUCUGAUGUUAUUUUGGUGAAAUGGAACGAGCCGUACCAAAAGUUGGCAUCUUGUGACAGUUCUGGGGUUAUUUUCGUGUGGAUCAAGUACGAGGGCAGAUGGAGCAUCGAAUUGAUCAACGACAGAAGCACGCCAGUCACGCACUUCUCAUGGUCACAUGAUGGGCGGAUGGCCCUUAUCUGUUACCAGGAUGGUUUCGUUCUCGUGGGCUCUGUAGCUGGUCAGCGAUACUGGUCAUCGAUGUUAUCUCUGGACGCACGUAUCACCUGCGGCUGUUGGACUCCAGAUGACAACCAAGUAUACCUCGGCACCGCCUCCGCACAACUGGUGGUGAUGGACGUUCAUGGCGCGAUGGUUUCGCAGGUGCAACUUGUUGCCGAGGGCGGCAUUACAUCAAUGGCGUGGUCAUGCGAAAAGUUCAAGAUGGAAGAAGGCGAGGAAAUCACUGACACCAAUGGAGGACACGUUUUGGCCGUCGCCUUAGGGAAUGGGGAAAUCGUACUCUUACGAGGACACGACGACGUCAGUCCAAUACGGGUGCAUACUGGCUUAAGAGGGAACACACUAGCCAUGGAAUGGGCAAAUUCGCGGGAACUUCUAGCUGUUGCUGGCACCUUAGUACCUGAAGGAGAAGAGUUUCCUGAUUCGCCUCCAUACAAGAACGUCGUCAAAUUCUACUCGGACACCGGAGUUCUUAUUUACACUGUGCCAAUACCAUACACACAGGCACGCGUGUCAGCGCUGACGUGGGGGCAUGCGGCGCGGCGGCUGUUCGUGGGCGUGGGCGGCGCGGUGUGCACGGCGCGCGUGUGGCGCGUGGUGGCGCCGCUACAGCUGUUGGCGCGGGUGCGGGCCGCACAGGCGUUGCGAGAGCCGCGCCUCGCUGCGUUGCUGCCGCUCCCGCCGCGCUUGCAGCCUGCGCUCGCCAAUCUCUUCGCUCACACUAUACGGUGCACAGUGCCGGAGAGUAGUGAACUGCGGCGGUUCGUAUCCAGACCUCCAGCAGCGGGAGGUCGCCUGCACUGCACUAUGUUGCGCCAUGACGACGAGGAGGCCGGCGCCUACACGCUCUACCUUGAGCAUCUCGGCGGUCUAGUCCCUCUCCUCAAGGGCCGCCGCACCAGCAAGAUCAGGCCCGAGUUCGUUAUAUUCGACCCCCAAGCCGAAGAGGGAGUAAGCAAGCUGGUGGUCCGCGAGAGCAGCAGCGGCAGUAGCAGCAGUGGCGCCGCCAGCAGCAGCAGUAGCAGCGCGGGCGUCGCCGCCUCACCACGUGCCGCUCGCCGAGCCCCGCGCCCGCCACCCGCGCACUCCUCGUCUUCCGAUACCGACAGGGAGGAGGGUUGUUCUGGAUCACCGAGGUUGCAGCGACGUAGACGUGCCCGAGAGAGGAGAAAGGUACGAAAUUCGAGCGAAAAGGAUGACACGCCCGACGAACUGGCUUAUAUUGACUCAUUGCCAGAGGAUGUGCGCUUAGUAGAAGUUACCUCAAAUAUUUGGGGCACUAAAUUUAAAAUGCAUGGCCUCGCUAAAAAUGUGCCAGCUAAUUUGGGCCAAGUUACGUACAAAACAUCAUUACUUCACCUCCAGCCGCGACAGAUGACUCUCAUGAUCACUGAGCUUCGUGAUGAUUAUCCAGUCGGACCCGAUCCCAAUUUUAAUCCAAACAUAUUUUCUGAAGAUGAAGAGGAAGUAUUCCAUUCUAAUGACUCUAAUAGUUCUCCGUCACACACCAAUAAUAAUAUUCGAAGAAAGGUAACACUCAAUGAGAGAAUAAAUAAUUCUAAUAACAUUAUAAAUCAAAAUGACACGUACUCAUCUAACAAUAACAAUACAAACAGUCCCUCCUUAGCGAGGGCUGAGUCUUAUGACGAGUUCCCUUACAUUGAUACUAGCGACACAAUGAAUAACGUUCCCGAGAACGUUUACUCGACGCCCGUGCGGCACACAACGCAGGCGGCUGAUCGUAGGAUGAACAACGCCAGCGUGCCCAACCGACACGCCAUUUCCCCGCUUAGGUGCGAGAGCUCUGUUCCCACUUUGCAGUCGCCGAAGAACGCAGUGGCUCCAACUGACAUAAUCUUUGAAAGGCCUUCCCCGCAAACGGUUACGUGCGGUGGCCGUGGCGACUUUUGUGGAGGCAGGGCCGACUACGGUGUCCGAGGAGACAACGUGUCUCUUAAAGGGAAUCUCUCCAACAUAGAGCAGCAGUCGUUUAGUUUAAAUUUAAGUUUAGAACCGAGUAGACAAGUCACCAUAAAGAAAUGCGAUUCCCAUGUCACGGACAAUUGUCUAUCGAAGUUACGGAAAAACAUAUGUAGCAGAGGUGAAUCCGUAUCUUACGAUAUGAACACUAGAAUAUUAAAGUCACUAUGUACUAAAAACUACGAACACGAAGUGCAUCCGGACGCGAUGACCAGAAGAACAGAAACAUUAAAGAAUCUUCAAAAGGGAGAGGAUCUAAAGUUUAUAGAUGAGGAGACCCCUGUAGAUACGACAAUUACUAACAUAACCGAAAGAAGUAAAGAAGUGAGAGUGCAAAGAACGACCACGGUGGUGCCAAUCAGUCCAGUUUGUGCCAACCUGCCAGUGUACGAUACUAUGACGCGAAGUUGUAGCGUUGGGUAUUUAGAUUUAGUCGAUCCUCAAGUUCUGCACGCUCAGGUCAGCCUGACCGCAUUGAGAGGCGAGCCGCCUCGCCGUCUCAUUCUAGUCAAUAACAAGCGGCAACGCCGGCCUAGACGACACCAUCGAACGACAGAUAUAAAACAGGUCGAGAAUACGAGAACCCCGAGCCUAAAGAAGUGCGGGAAGUCAAAAAGUCUCGACUCCACCGAAAUGUCGGCUGCCGCGGAGAAGAGCACCAAACAUCUGAAAGCCGAGUCGACUAGCCAGAGGGAGGCAACGUCGGUGAAUUCGAGCAGCCGUUGUACGAGCACAGGGGGCGAGGACAACGGCGGCGUGAGUACCGAGGAGGGCGGGCGCCGCGAGCCGGGCGGAGCGUGCGGGCCGCGCGCCGGCCCUGCGCCCGAGCCUGCCUCGCGUCGCGCCGCCGACACCGACUCCGACUACAGCAAGUAUUAUAGUUCGCUGGAGCAGCUGGCGCUGCGGCUGCUGGCGUCGCGGUCGUCGCGGCGCGGGGCGAGGGCGGCGGAGGCGCGGGGUGCGCGGGGCGCGGCAGACGCGCGGGAGAGCAGCUCUGCGCCGGCGUCGCCUCGUCCCGCACGCAGUGCUGCUCCUGUACCGACACCCGCCACGCCACGCCGCACCAGAUACUCCUCCGCCUCCCCUAUACGCCAACUGCUCAACUCGCCACUAUUAAAUCGUAGAAGGAACAAGAAACCAUCGGAAAGCUCCGACGACGAAUACUCGAAUGGCAGUGGAUACAACGAAGUUAAUAGCAAAAAUUAUAGAGACCUGGAGAGUUUCCAGAAGGCUCAACUUAGAAAUAAGUUAAAACGCGCGGGGACAACAGGGGUGACGGUGACGGGGGCGGCGGCGGGCGCGGGCGCCGGCGACGGCCGCAGCAGCCCGCACUCGCGGCGGCAACUCGUCAUGCACAACAAAGCGCCCAUGUGGAACGAGAACAGCCAAGUGUACCAACUUGAUUUCGGUGGUCGGGUCACGCAGGAAUCCGCCAAGAACUUCCAAAUAGAAUAUCAUGGUAAACAGGUGAUGCAGUUCGGGCGUAUCGAUGGGAACGCUUACACUCUUGACUUCCAGUAUCCAUUCUCGGCGUUGCAGGCCUUCGCCGUCGCUCUAGCUAAUGUGACGCAGAGACUCAAAUGAGCACCAUCCUUCUAGCUCAUAGUCGACAAUAGCGUGCGGUUCUUGUAGGCGAUGCGAGCCAGUCGGAAAAUAUCAUUUUUCUAUUUGAAUAUCGACUUUUGAUUAUAUCCGAGGUACCGCCUCGAUCUAGGUCUAAUUCUUUAAAUAGUUACGGUUCAUUAUAGUCGGUUUUGAUAUUUUCAGACUGCUUGCUGGCAAUAGUAAAUUCCUGUAACACAUGCCUACACUGUAAUAUAUAAGCUUGACAAGUACCGUUAUAGUGAUUGGGUUUUGACCAACUGGCUGGCACGAAGCUAGAUUGUAGACAAUUAAGUUAGAUUCCUGUAGCAACCUAUAGAUGUGGAUAGAUUCCGGGUAUAUAUUCGUUUAGAAUGCAAUAGAAAGAUGUCCACUUUUGGCAAAUGCUUCUUGACGCUCCGUGCAGGUCAGUAGGUUGUAAAUCAUAAUCGUAUUGAUCAGCGAGCAAACCCAUCCAUAAAAUAUUUUUUACACAAGCUUACAAUUAGAUAGGUAACUAUGUAAAGUAUCAAAUUCAUUGUCUCAAUGCCGAUAGUACGAAAUAUAUUUUCGAAGACAUUGGGACCAUCAGCACAGAUAAAGAAACGUGUCUUAUAAUGCCCAUAGACUAAUUUAUGCAAAACAAUACAUUAGGUACAAAAUCAAAUUUAAAUUCUGAAUUGAAUAGUAAAUAUUUGUCAUGUCUGUGUUAAAUUGGUUUCAUUGAUUAUAUUUUGACUAAAAUCACCAUAGAUACAACCAACCAAUUGAAGAAUAAUAAAACAAUAUUUAGUACAUUACCGAUCCAUCUAUAUAGCUACAGAUAUUGCAGGCAAAUAGGUAUCUACAUGUAUGGCUUAUUUUUGUUUUAUUGGGUGAUUAUAGAAUAGUGCACCCGCCUGCGCUAACGACAUAUGCUGGCGGAGCACCAUUGGAGGAUUGGAUGCGUAUAGUCAGAUCAGUUAGCUCAUCGUAGUGAAUUUACUAAGAGUUAUCGACGGUUUCCAGGGGAACCGCGUGGAUAUUGAGCUGACAUAGUACAUUUCUUUCAUUGUUAGCAAUGCGGCCACUGGUGUCCAUUACUGGCAAUAUCCUCCUACUCCUAAGGCUUAAUAUUAGAUUUUCCGUUUGUACCCAAAUAUAGUAUCCGUCUAUUGGCCUAUAUUUGACGUUGUUUAAAACACUCAGUAUUUGUUAAUCAGUGUUGAAGUGAAGUGAAAUUGUAACAUUAUGUAAAGGCCACUAGAGUGACUUGUUGUAUCUGUUUAGUUUCAUCAAUUAAAUAAUUAUUAGUUGAUCUGUUUAUAAAUGUUAUGCACUGAAUUAUUCAUAUACACCAUGUUUGUUGUUUUCUCUAUUACAUAUGAAUAUAAAAUGUUUUAUUUUGAUUAUUAAGAAAAUAUAUGUUGUCCCUGUAUGAAUUAAUUUGCUAAAUGUCGGCCUAUGUUUACGCAUACUCUUACUGUAUUGGAAUGAUUUUUAUUUUUCUCUACAAAUUUUUCUAUAGAAAUUCAAAUUACUAUGUGUAAACGUUUUUUAUAUCAUAACAGUCCCUUGCUUACUUUAUUACUGUUUAAAAUCAUAAUGUUGUAUGUACUAUUAUCAUGCCUGUUGCAUAGGACAUUUUAUUAAAUUUUAUUCAAAAUUAUUAAAGUGACUUAUUGUAAAUACUUAAGGUGCUUACAGAUAUGCUUGAUAAAUGUUAAAAGAUAGAAAUAAUAUUUGUUUUGUACAUAUGCAACUGAAAAGUGGAUAAAGUUGACAUGAAUAAUAUAAUCGUUAAUUAUCUUUAAUUAUACCAGGAUUAACUUAAUUUUUAGAAGGUAUAAAAUAAACAUUCGCUUGUUGUAUUCUGAAUGUUCACUUUAUCUUUAUAUCCAGGUUAUGCAGAUAUGUAAGCACCUUAAUAUCUUCACUGUUGGAAUCACGUAAAUUAUGCAUUAUCAAAAACGAUACAUUUUCAGUAUUUAUGAAAAUAGAACCUGUUAGGCAUAACAUCACCUCUAUAUAGCUAAUCGCUUUUAAUGUAUCAAUGAAGAAGUGAAUAUAUUACUUAUAAAAAACUAUUUUUUUGUUAAUAAUGGCAACAUUGCAUGAUUAACGUUGUAGUUUUUUAAUAGUUGAUAAUAGUGCUUUUGCCGGUUUAACGACGUACGCUGGCAAACCACCAGUGGCUGACAGGAUGACCGUGAAGUCAGUUUAUUGGUGUCAGCGAUUAGGCACAAUGGGAUUUGUAGGGAGGACCGCGUGGAGUCUCAUUUGACGUGAUACGUUGAUAGCAACAGUCACUAUUCCAGUUACUAACAGUCCCGUAACGUUGUAAUUAUCACCACCAAAUCAUUUGUGCUCAUUCAUAAAUAUUGAAAAUAGUCACAUAACGCAGAAGUUGCGAGAUUUCGAUAGCGUUCGUUC